Peromyscus leucopus (white-footed mouse) is the source of this 2022-nucleotide messenger RNA. It is a transcript of the gene Mrps5, whose product is annotated as mitochondrial ribosomal protein S5. The record is from RefSeq and is a predicted model, not a curated record. NCBI's taxonomy places the organism in Eukaryota, Metazoa, Chordata, Mammalia, Rodentia, Cricetidae. The transcript has 12 exons. The coding region runs from base 48 to 1343 and encodes 431 amino acids. Gene Ontology annotation, cellular component: ribosome. Gene Ontology annotation, molecular function: structural constituent of ribosome; RNA binding. Gene Ontology annotation, biological process: translation.
GGGAAGGCUGUCCCGGAGACAGGCGGCGUCGCUGCUCCGGCUCCAGCAUGGCGGCGGCCGUGCGCGCUGCGGGCUGUCUCCCCGCACUGUGUAGCGUUCCGGCAGGUCAUUUCCUGUCUAGGCAGCUCUCUCUAAACACCUUUCCAGCAGCAGCUUCCUUUUGGGCAGUGAAAACCACUCUCAGCCACGGCUCUUGGUCACCAAGGGGAACAAAAACCAACCACUGUCUGACCAGCUUGAGCCAUGCGCUGCAGACACAGUGCUGCGUUUCCUCUCCUGUCAGCUGGAUGGGCCAGCAGAGUAGACCCUACAGCUUCUUCACCAAACUGACAGCAGAGGAACUCUGGAAAGGUGCUUUAGCGGAGACCGGUGCCGGGGCGAGGAAAGGCAGGGGCAAGAGGACCAAGAGGAAGAAGAAGAAGGAUUUGAACAGGGGCCAGAUCAUCGGGGAAGGGCGUUCUGGUUUCCUGUGGCCUGGUCUGAAUGUCCCUCUUAUGAAAAGUGGAGCAGUCCAGACGAUUGGCCAAAGAAGCAGAGAAGAGCAGCAGAAGGUGGAGGCCCACAUGACGCAGCAGAGAGAAGAGUGGGAACGGAGGAGGAAGAUCAAAGUCAAACGGGCGCGCGGGUGGAGCGGAAGCUCGUGGGGGGGUGUCAGCAUCGGCCCCCCAGACCCAGGACCCAACGGAGAAACGUACGAAGACUUUGACACCAGGAUUCUUGAGGUAAGAAAUGUUUUCAAUAUGACAGCCAAAGAGGGAAGAAAGAAGUCGGUCCGUGUCCUGGUUGCUGUGGGGAAUGGAAAUGGUGCUGCAGGUUUUGCUGUUGGGAAAGCUGCUGACCGGGCAGAUGCUUUCAGAAAGGCAAAGAACAGAGCAAUUCAUUAUUUGCAUUAUAUAGAACUAUACGAAGGCCAUACAAUAUUCCAUGAUAUUUCACUAAGAUUUAAAAGGACGCAGAUCAGGAUGAAGAGACAACCCAGAGGUUAUGGCCUGCGCUGCCACAGGGCCAUUAUCACCAUCUGCCGCCUCAUUGGCAUCAAGGACAUGUAUGCAAGGGUCACUGGGUCUAUGAACAUGACCAACCUCACCCGGGGCCUCUUCCAUGGGCUUGCUCGCCAGGAAACUCACCAACAUCUGGCCGAUAAGAAGGGUCUCCAUGUGGUGGAGUUCCGGGAGGAAUGUGGCCCCCUGCCUAUUCUGGUAGCCUCCCCACAGGGGGCCUUGAGUAAGGAGCCAGAGCCGGAGCCCGAGGUUCCUGACGUCAGACUGGACUGGCAAGAAAUCAAGGCCAUGCAGGGGAUGAAGCGCUCUGUGUGGUCUGGGUUAAAGAGAUCUGCCACCUGAACAUCCCCAGCCUGGCCAGCACCUGGAAGAGACUCUACCCUACAAUUUGAUGUGUUGUCUUUUUUUUUUUUUUUUUUUUAAGAAAGUCCAACCUUCUUUGCUUUCAAAUAAAUAAUUAUAGAUUUGAUUUAUUGAGCACAUGCUAUAUAGCAGUCAAUGUGAUGGGAAUUUUACAUGCAAAUAUCAGGAACAAUUCAUUCAUUUAAGCUAGUAAGUGAAUUGGGAGAGAGCUAAUAGACCAGUCAAUAGUCAUAUGUACAACAGUCAUUGCUGUGAUAAUUACAGGUAAUGUGUAUUACUGAGUCAUCCAAAUAUGGAUGUUUUCAACUUCACUUUACAGAGCAGUGGAGUAACCUGACUACAUUAGGCACCACCAGACGGUUUCCCUGGCAGCUGCAUGAGCCGUUUAUGUCCCAUUACUCUGGGUCUUUAUGCGAUAGUUGUUCUGGUGUGUAUCUGAAGUACUGCCUGUCACCGUGUGACCCUGAAGGCUGAUGAUGUUGAGUGUCCUCAUGGGCUUAGUAGGCAUUCAUGUGUGCUUUGGGUGAAAUGCCCGUUCAGAUCGUUUACUCAUUUAAAAAAUUGGCUUAUUUGUGUUUUUAUUAUGAGCUGUAAUUGUUCUUUGUGUAUUCUAGAUACAAAUCUAUGAGAUUCAACAUACACUUGCAGUUGGGUCCUA